This is a messenger RNA of Acaulospora colombiana, 1146 nucleotides long. The record is from the annotation of a GenBank genome assembly. Lineage: Eukaryota; Fungi; Glomeromycota; Glomeromycetes; Diversisporales; Acaulosporaceae.
AUGACUACAGAUCAGGCAGCAAGACAACCUUCGAAAUAUGCUCAAAACCACUUCACUUAUUCUUGGACGAUCAGAAGUUUCAAUGAACUUGUCACCUUUUACCCGAACUCUAGUUUUGUACUAAGUGACAGAUUCUGGUCUCCGCGUCCACCAUUAACAAACGAUUCCUCCGUAAAAAACAAACAGAAUGAUCAUCCAUAUUUAUGGAGAAUCAAAUUAUAUCCUAAUGGUGUCAAUGAAGCUGCAAAAACUCAUAUUUCCUUAUACUUGGUAGCUAUACAAACUCCCUAUGAAAAGCAAACAAGCAUAACAUGGAGAGAAAAAACUUUUAAAUUGGAGGUAUUUCGUCUCACUUCGGAUCCAUCUUCUUCUUCCUCUUCACCAACUCCUAUUCUGAUUCGGAAUGAGACCUUCACUAUGAAAUUUGAAUUUGAUGGAUUGGACGACUUUGGUCGUCAUCGCUUCUGCUCCUUUGAAAACCUAUUUCCAAACAAUGAUAGUACAGCCGAAAUUGAUCUACUUAUAAGGGUACAGAUUUUCAACGCCUCUUCAACCAUCGGUUCAACAGAUGAACCAGUUGAACAUACCGAGCCCGAAUUUCCCUCGUUUAAACAACAUCUGGAUGACGGAAAAUUUAGCGAUGUCGAAUUUACUUUCGAUUGUGGUUCUAAGAUUAAAGCACAUCGCAUAAUUUUAGCUACUAGAUCUGCUUACUUUGAAAAAUUACUUGGCGACAAGUGGAAAGAAGGUCAAAUGAAGACAAUACCAAUAAAACAUAUGGAAUACACCACUUUUCGUUCUAUACUAUAUUAUCUUUAUACCGGAAAGCUUGAAGAAGGAUUGGAAUUUGAUGUGUUAAAAGAUGUUUACUCGAAGGCCGAUAUGUUAAAUCUUGAACGAUUUGGAGAGAUGGUAGCGGACCGAAUCGCCGACAUGGUUAACAGUGACAAUUGGGACGAAAUAUUAAUGUUGGCUUGGGAGGUUGGCGAUUCUCGUUUGAAAGAGGCUGCUUUAGAUUAUGCAGUUACGAAGUGGGACGACAUAAGAGAUGGCGAAAAUAUGAAAAGAGUUAUGGGAUGCGGUAAUAUGGAUUGGAUUGAAGAAUUAAUGAGAGCAAGAUACAUAAACAUGUCGAUUCUACAAUAA